GCAGCAGGAGCCCCCCCCCCCCCCUCGUCCCCCGUCCUGUCCCCCGUCCCCCGUCCUGUCCCCCGCCUCGUCCCCCCCACCCUAAUCCUGCCCCGGGGCCGCGCGGGGCCGCGGGCCACGCUCCGCGCGCAGCCCUCCUCUUUAUCCGCGCGGAGGAGUCGCGGACGCGCUGCUUUCUCCUGCUGCUCCGCGGACGCGUCGAGGCGCCGGACCGAGCCGAGCAGGCCGCCGUCCAUGUCGUCCGUGUCGGUGUCCUCUCAGGAGGGGCGGAGCCUGUCCAGGAUGUCUCUGAGCCGCUCGCCCGUGUCCCCGCCCGGCGCUCCGGGGAUCCCGUCCCCCGCUCAGCUCACCAAGGCCAACGCUCCGGUCCACAUCGACGUGGGGGGGCACAUGUACACCAGCAGCCUGGCCACGCUCACCAAGUUCCCUGAGUCCAGGAUCGGGCGGCUGUUCAGCGGCGCUGAGCCCAUCGUGCUGGACAGCCUGAAGCAGCACUACUUCAUCGACAGGGACGGAGACGUCUUCCGCUACGUCCUCAGCUUCCUGCGGACCUGCAAGCUGCUGCUGCCCGAAGACUUCCAGGACUUCCCGCAGCUGUACGAGGAGGCGCGGUUCUACCAGCUGGGCCCGAUGGUGCGGGAGCUGGAGCGCUGGCAGGCGGAGCGCCAGCGGCGGCGGGCGCCGCCCUGCGAGUGCCUGGUGGUGCGCGUCACGCCCGACCUGGGCGAGCGCAUCGCGCUGAGCGGCGAGAAGGUCCUGAUCGAGGAGGUGUUCCCCGAGACGGGCGACGUCAUGUGCGGCGCCGCCACCGCCGGCUGGAACCUGGACCCCACCCACGUCAUCCGCUUCCCGCUCAACGGCUACUGCCGCCUCAACUCGGUGCAGGUCCUGGAGCGGCUCUUCCAGAAGGGCUUCGGCGUGCGGGCGUCCUGCGGCGGCGGCGUCGACGCCUCGCAGUUCAGCGAGUUCGUCCUGAGCCGAGAGCUGAGACACGUCCAGACCGGGACCGGGACCGGGACCGGCGUCCGGAUCAAACAGGAGCCGCUGGACUGAGGGAGACCUGGAGCCCCCCACUGCCCCCGCCCCCCCCCGACGCCACGCCCCCCGACGCCACGCCGCUGAGUUCUGCU
Molecule: messenger RNA, 1130 nt
Organism: Salarias fasciatus (jewelled blenny)
Lineage: Eukaryota; Metazoa; Chordata; Actinopteri; Blenniiformes; Blenniidae
Product: BTB/POZ domain-containing protein kctd15-like
Exons: 5
Coding region: 235-1053 (272 amino acids)
Biological process (GO): protein homooligomerization
Molecular function (GO): protein binding
Source: RefSeq, a predicted model, not a curated record